AUGUAUGUACUCAAGCUUCUUACUCUGUGCUUCUGUGUUCUGUAUCUCACACACACGGAGAGCAAGAAGAUCGUCAUGUUCCCUGGCCUUAUCAGAAGCUACUUUUUGUACCACGCCAACAUAGGCCAGGCUCUGAUUGACCUGGGUCACGAGGUGUGGAUUUGUGUGCCAGAAUUCCUGAGCGGCAAGAACCUGAUCAAGUACAAAGACAUCAAGAUCUUAAAGUUCGGUGAGACCUUAGGCAACAUGGAAGCACAAGUCUUUAAAAGUGCCAAAAUCUACGACAACUUCUGGGACGGCAACGAAAUCAGCAUUAACGAACUUUUAACCACGGCAGUAGAGUUUAAGAAAUUCAUCAACUUGGUUUUAACUGACCAAACAUUUAUAGACAAUGUUAAAAAUAUCGGACCAGAUUUACUUGUUAUUGAUGAGUUUUUAUACCUCAGAAAUAUUUUUGUCCUGCCGUACAAGCUGGACAUUCCUUUUGUGGUUGUUGGAUGUUUUCACGAGCUCAUUUUGCACCGGGUUCCAUUUAGUCCUGCCGUAGAGCCGAAACUUCCAGAAAAGAUAAACAACAGAAUGAGCUUCAUGCAACGUUUAUCUCUAACGAUAAGGACGAUCGCAGAGCUCAUCUAUGACCCCUUCACUGAUAAUGACAUUGUGACUAGAAUAGCACCAGAAAAACCCUACACGACAAUUAGUGAUAUUAUAUUAAAAGCUGAAAUUUUUAUUGUCGAACUUGAUCACAUCCUAGAUUAUCCCAGACCAAUGUUACCCAACACAAAGUUGAUUGGUGGAUCUUCUGUCAGUGAGCCGAAGCAUUUGAUUGGUGAGUUUAAAGAGUUUGUUGAAAAAUCAACCAAUGGGGUUGUCGUUGUGUCUUUUGGAGGAAAUGACAUUCCGUUUCCUUCACAUAUCAUAAACAAGAUGGUGUCUGCCUUCAAACAACUGGACUUGAACGUUGUCUGGCGUGCGAACGUGACCUCACCUGCACUGGAUAAGCUGAUGACGUCACUUUGGAUUCCACAGAAUGACCUACUUGGUCACCCAAAGACCAAAGUCUUUGUUUCCCAUUGUGGUAAAAAUGGACAAUACGAGGCGUUAUAUAACGCAGUGCCAAUUUUAUGUUUUCCAAUCUAUGGCGACCAGUUCUACAACUCAGAAAGAAUUCGUGUUAAAGGUUUUGGACUUGUGGGUGAUAUACGAAAAAUUUCGGAAGAAGAACUGAUCACCACCAUAAAAGAACUCGCCUUUGACAACAAAUGCAAGAGACAUAUCGAGAAAGCAUCCAUACUGUUCAAAGAGCUUUACAAAGUUCCAUCCAAAGAAGCCGCUUACUGGAUAGAUCACGUGAUGAAGUAUGGCGGAGACUAUAUGAGGUCGUCAGGACAGGAAAUGCCGUUGUAUCAAUUUCUUCUUCUUGACGUCAUCGCUUUUAUAGCCGCUGUUCUGUCUGGAGUUGUCGUUAUUUUUAUCCUCAUUGCCAGGCUUUGCUACAGACGUGUUUUCACAAAGCGGACAGUUAAAAAGAAGAAAGAAUGA
Molecule: messenger RNA, 1542 nt
Organism: Physella acuta
Lineage: Eukaryota; Metazoa; Mollusca; Gastropoda; Physidae
Product: UDP-glucuronosyltransferase 1A1-like
Molecular function (GO): UDP-glycosyltransferase activity
Source: RefSeq, a predicted model, not a curated record